UCCAUUAUUAAGGUUUGCGUUAGCGAGGCAGGGUAAUUUUACUUGUUUUCGUUGUUCGCCAUGUCUUAGUUAACGUUGAUACGACUAUUUCACGAAGACGUAAUUUUCUAACCACCCGUCGGUGAUGUCAGGAUGCGAUAUGACCGUGAAAGUCGUAAAGCAGGGGUCCCGAGGACUUAGCCGUUGUGCUUCCGACGGCCGAUCGUUUCGAAUUUGCUCUUGUGAAGGGAAUGACGCAUGGUAGCAGCCGGUGGCAUGUCCGAGGGCAACAGUAUGGCUGGGAUCCUGUUCACGAUCGAGCAGAUAGAGCUGAUCCGCCGCCUGCGGGCGAGCGGCAUCACACGCGAGCAGGUAGUGAUGGCGUUCGAGCAGCUGGACCGCCUGGAUGGAGAACUUGGCACGGGUUGCCCCAUCCCCCCGCUCCUCGCGGCCCGCAUGGCGGGACGUCUGGGGCCGUACGGGGGCGGUGGGGUCGCCUCCUACGGGGAACAGUGGAAUAACGGAGUGGCAAGAGGGUUCUCUGCAGGCAGGGAACCACCUCAGUUGCAGAAUGCAUCGUCGAACGACUCGACAGCAGUGGAGACCCCUCACAAUGGGGACAUGGCCCAUUCGCCGCAGUCAAAUAAAUUGCCCAGCGAAUUGACCAUCAUCCCCAUCUCGACUGCGGGAUCACCCGGAGCGCAGGGAGAGGACGGAAACGGGGGAAGCUUGGUGACCACUUCGGGCAAUGCGGUGCCCAUGCAGUACCUCAUGAAUCCUCAUGACCUUCUCCAGGAAGAGUCAGCUGACAUAGAGGACUUGAAAAGGAAAGGAGAGGCUGCAAUUCUGUCGGAAAUUCGAAACUUUGUGAUGCGCUACAAUAUCAAGCAAACAAUGAUAGCGGAGAUGACAAAGCUAAGCCAAGCGUACGUGAGCCGCUUCUUCCGCGGAGACAUCGCAGACAUGUCGGAUCGUACCAAGAACACGUUCUACAUGUGGUAUCUUACGUGCAAGAACAACCCUUGGAAGCUAGCUCAACUGUGCCCAAAUUCUGGAGUGAAAAGGAUGGUUUCGGAGACGGGUGACCUGAUCCCACUGAAGCGGGAGCGGUUCACGUUCAAGUCUGCUCACCUGGCCGUACUGGAACGCUACUACGAGAGGGAUCCCUAUCCCGACGCACAGACACGGGAGCAGAUUGUGGAAGAAUGCAAUGAAGCCGUGGAGCGCCCAGAGCGGCCGUUGACAGAACGUGAAAAAGUGAGCCUGUCUGUGGUGAAUAACUGGUUCAACAACCGUCGGAAGGAGGCAAAGAAGCAGCUUAGACAGCAACAUGCAGCAGCCAUGGCAGCAGCUGCAUCAGCAGGCAUGGGAAACCUGAGCAGUGUGCUGGGAGGAGGAGGUCAGAAGUCCCCAUUCCCCAUGAGUGCGCUGGGCUGGGGGGCCAACCUGUUUCCGGCCGUGAGCAGUUCCGCCGCCGCCCUGGCAGCCAUUGGUGCAUCCCAGUGCACGCCUGCCCCGUCCUCCGUCCAAGAGGGCAACUCUCACCUCAUGCGGGGCAACGGAAGCGACCAGGGCGACUCCGGCGGGGGGCCCGAGAGUGGGGCAGAUUCCGACAUCUCUCAGGACUCCGCCUCUCUGCCGUCGUAUGGGCACGAGUCAGAGCCUGCAGCCACGGACUUUUCGGACAAAGUGACUGUCAAGCAGGAGACGUGAGCCCAGAACGGCCCCCCCCGAGCAAAUAUAACCGAGGCAGAGUCAUCAACAGGAUCAAACAACAGCGUAGCUUGAAAGCUAAGAACGCAGCCUGUGCAAUACACGCAACUCUCGUUGUUUCUACAUUACAUUGCGUCACUGGUGUGGUAGGAAAUCUGGUCAUGGGGAUCAUCUUUAUUAUUUAUGAUGCAAUUAACUUAGUAGGCAUAUACUAUUAUGGGAAGCUCUUUAAUUUCACCGACUAUAUACUGCGUAGAGCCUUUAUAUUUUGUGCGCUCGUACUCUCUAUUGCGGGCUCGCUUGGUGUCUAAAGAAAAGCAGACGACACACGCGAUGGCGACUCUUCGUGCAGAGCAAAUAGUUUUAGUGGCUGACUCUUCCUUUUAUUUUAUUUUUUAUCUUCGUUUUUUUUUUUCUGGUCUCAGGGAGUUGUGAACGUUUUUUGGUUUGGCACGUGAUGGUUUCUUUUUUGUAACCGUGCUGUCAACAAUGUGCCACUACAAUAUUAGUCACGCGACAUCGCUUACGUGUACAUAGCUCAAGUUUGGUCAUCUUUGACGUGGGAUCAAUUUUCAACCUCGCUUUAUUAUUUUUUUUUGAACUUCGCCCUGGCCCCUAGGUUUUAGGGUGUAUUGGCGUGUGCAACUGAAUUAUGUGUGCGUAAUCACGUAGGUUGUCUAGCUGUUGAAAUUUGAAAGAUUUCAAAGCCAGAUCUUGAAAGAACUCAGGAUGUUUACUAACGAGCGAUACACAUUGAUGCGCUGCAUUAAUCCACAUAUAAUUUAUUUCAUCUGAAAUGGUGGAAGCCACAAGAAAAAAAAGUGCACCAAAACUUCACAUUAUGUACAAUAUCACUGCACUAUACCACUUCUUGGAGGAAACACUCCAUAGUCAUUCUGUAAUAGUUGGUUACCGCGAAAGCACACAUUUAUCUGUGUGCGAGAGUUUUUUUUUUCCUUCUUUUUUUGUUCUUUUAAUGACGCGUGCGUCUUUUACUUGCUGGCUGCACUCGAACAUUUCAGAUGCAGUAUAUCUCAUUUCACUACCCACAACGACUACUACUGCGAAACCCAGCCCAGCCUCGACACAGUAUUUUCCAGUGUCAAUAUCCUUACCCGGUUAUAGUUGUUGGUAGUCGUCGUGCUGUGUUUGCCCCUCGACAUUUCUGCCGAUUUAAAAACGCCGGUGAUUUUUUUUUUUUUUUCGUUUGAGAGCUCUGUUAGGCGACACAGUUCAGGUUUAAAUGUUGCCCCUCAGUCAGAGCUUGAAUGUGAACGGGGGAAGCAUCCUGCACAUUUUUUGCAUCGUCACUGUCGUUCACGGCGAAUGCCACUGUACACAUCUCUCGUAUUUUUUAAAGUACAUUUUUUGUCGCAGCUUCACGUAAAAUGAUGCAGGGCACUAAACGUCUGUUCAUUGAUUGUACAUUGUGAACCUGCAUACCUUUGUAGAGAUAUUUUCGGGAAACGUUUUUACAAUUUUGGGUCACCACAGAGCAUCGUUGUAAAUGUACCCGUGGAUACCUGCAAAGUUACGAGAGCGCUCUUGUAAAAGCAGUGCUCUGAUGGGUGGGGUUGCAGGCAAGCAUUUUCUUUUUCUCUCUCCGAUGCCUAAUUUUAAUGUUAUAGCAGUGGCAAUAUGCAAUACAGGUAUGAAACCAGAAGCAUAGACAGAUGUAGUCCUGCAGGAAUAUCAAUACCUGUAAGGGAGGCUGAACGGGUGGAAACCGUUGAUAAAGGUUUUGGUAGACGAGAUGGUUGAAAGAACUAAACACCGAUGUGAAAAAAAAACGGUAAGAGCAUUGCCCCAAAAAUUGUUUUCCUGCGGCUCAGAGUCCUUUGUAGGAUAAGGACACUGGCAGCAAUCACCGAGUGAAGUUUCUUGCUGAUGUGGGACGUACUAACUCACGCCGCAACUUAAAAAUCCCAAUUGAACCUUUCUCGUUGGCAUCACGUUAUCAGGAAGGUGGCGCUGCUCUGUCGUGACCCAAAAAGGAGGGAUCGAGAAGGUGAGGCGACGUGCCUACAAAUCAUACAAGAUGAGAUUAUAAUUUUUGUGCAAAGGAAAAUAGAGUAUUUUUCUAAAGAACCGAAACGUUCAUUUACCAUUCAGUCCUUUCAGUGCAAAGGGAGCUAGCUCAAUAUCACUGUGUCAAUACGCGCCUGCGGCGCUCUCUCUCUCUUUCUCUCUCUCUCACUCACGUACUGUGCCUACCACACCAGCCGUUGAUGACAGGAUAUCGCGACAUGACUACGAGAAAGAUUUUUUGAGCUACGAACGGAUCGUGCCAUCUCUGCAACGAAGAAGAAGAUGAUGAUGACGACGAUGAUGAUGAUUUGCGAUGGCAAUGCAGUGCUGCCAGUCGAGACUUGUUUUUGUGUUGUCUGCAGAAGAAACGAGAAGUGUUCUGCAUUGAGGAACAGUCUAUUUGCCACUAUCUACCUCCCCGGAUGUUUCUGUGUGUGUCGAACCGAACAGUGUUGCCUCUUAAGUGGCGCUUGUGCUCGAAAAGGGAACUUUUUAUCGUGGAGAUGAUCUUGACGAAUGAAGAAGGGUGCUCCUGGCGUGAUCUCCACCUGAUGAUGAUGAAAUGACACUUAUCCAUAUUCUUGCAUUGCUAGCUAUUUCAAAUUGUUGCUCGAGAGGUUUUUAUUUUUAGUUUUGCUCCAGAGAUUUUAGUUUUUACGAAGGGUUCUGUGCUUGUUGAUGAGUUUUCAUGCGCAAACUGGCAUUCACGAUGAAAGGUAAACUGGAGCAGAAGUGGCGCGGCUGGAAGCUUUUUUUUUUCACGAGAAGACUAUUCGAUGAUGAUUGUACCAGGGUUGACACGGCAUGUUCCGAGAAAGCUUAAACCGUCGCUGUCCUCGUACCUCAUGCGCUUUUUGUUUUUGUUUCCGUCCUAAAUCUAUCGUUAAGGCCGUAAAGAAGCCGGGAGAGGGGAACUCGAGAAAUCUGGUAAAUUAAAUGUGUCACGUGUUAACCCUCGUGCAUCCUUUCGAUUCUACAUUGGCACCCUUUCACGUGGGAACUUGAACACACAAUUUACAAUGGGUAGAGGUGACCGGACAUAACGUUGAUAGCAUCCGCAUCUGCACAUCCGCGACCGUUGCAUCCGUAGGAAAAUAUCUACACAACGAAAAUGUUACGCGAAAACAAUUUUAUUUCUGAGCACAUGAGUUGUUUAGGAACGUUGUCAUUCACAGUUGUUUAAUAGCAGCAGUUAACUGCACAGGAACACAAUGGAUGAAACUGCAUUUUAGAUCCAGUGAGCACUUCAAAUUACAACUGCGUCUAUGGAAUGUCGGCAGAUAUGCCUAUGGCUAUGACUUGCAGAUGGCGACGCAGAUAUCCGUAGCUCUGUCAGUUGUAUCCGCACAAGUUAAAACAAUUUCCGUUUGUAAGUCACGAUGCUGCAGGGGUCAGCUGAUAUAGCUACACCCAUGCGCACCUCUAUCCAUAGACAUUGAAAAAUUGUGAUUUACCUUUAAUUUUGGUGCAGUAACAAACAAUGACAGUUGCAAUGGUCAUUAUUUGGAAAAUAAUGUUGUUGAAACAUUCUAUAAAACCAUGAUUUACCGCAGCACAGAGGUAUUAAAUAUGGAGAUCUGUGCAGUUGCAGAAGAGUUAAUGAACAUGAAGUAUGAAUUUUGCCGCGUCAGCGAAGGCAACCAUACUUAACUUCGAUUGUACGCGUGAAGGUAAAUGGCGCCUCCAAGACAAAAUUUUCAGCACAACAUAGACAAUACCUUCCAUUGUAAAUGCCAUUUUGCCACGACAGAUAUGUUUUGUUUUUUUGCUUGCUCUGAUGUCCCCACAGGGACAUGGGAUGUGUCCAUGAUAGUUGGCAUAUGUUUUCAUUAUCGCCUUGGACAACUGAUUGUGUUCAUCAGCUUUUGACAGUUUUGCUCAUCUCAACAUUUUUUCUUUUUCCAUAGGGAAAUGUAACCCAGAUAUGUAGGUGACGCGAGAGAAAUGUUUUUGCUGACGUGCUUGAUGUAACCGAAACUUUUGGGUGCUAUCAGACAGAAGGAGUCAGGAGAUUAGAUGUGGGCUGGCACUUCCUAGCUACUUCGUUUGUUUUUUAUUCAUUAAUUUUUUUUCUUACCCAGCGUGCAGUGCAAUUGGCAUCUUAAUAUUUGUCGCGUGGUUAAGUUUUAUACAUCUACCUUUUUUUUUUCCAUAGGUACGUUGCGAGCUGGGCUGCACUGAUGCACUAGAACCUAAGUUAAUUCGGACCUGUCGGAUGAAUGGCACGAAGUGCCGUACCAGGCUUGUAGUCCAGCUUGGCACUUGGUAAUGCUCACUUGUGCUCGACUGCUGAAGUGCAAACCACCCGGGGCACAUAUGAUUGCUGUGAAGUGCAAUACUUUGAAACUCUGCAGCACUUCACUAUGUAGGUGGCAGCACCUUAAACUAUGAGCUAGCAUCUUCCUGAAAACCAGCAUGUGUGCUAGCGCUAUCCAUACAACGAAGCCCUUCGAGUGCUCGAGUGUUAAGCUGCCCCGAGCUUACGCAGUCGUGAUUGAAUGUUACAACACUACAAAGCUUUGUUGCGCAUUGUUACAUUGUAGGCUGUGCCACAUUGAACUAUAAGCCGGGCCUGGCAUUUCUCUUAACGAAGCAUGUUGGUUAGGAUCAACAUAAGAGUUAUCUACAGGCCUACUUUAGAUAAAGGUAAAGGCCUAGUUUAGAUAAUGUGUGCAAAGGUGAAAGUGUUCGCCCAUUUGUCAGAGUCUUCGGUGCAGUCCGUCUCAAACGUAAACACAGAGAUGCUAAAAAGAUAACGAAAAUAUUUUAUAUCCUCUCUUCACCGCCACGUGGCGGCCAUUUUGCGGGUCCACAUUAUCUCCUUCGCAGCAGACCACUCACUAAUGUGAAAAAGCCUCCUGCCUCCUUAUCAGACGAAGCCUGCCAGAUAUCGAUACAUGACCUACCACAAGGAAGCUUCAGAUCUAACAGGCUUCUGUUGUAGACCACGAGUGUCAAAGGCAAAAGCAAAAAAAAAGGAAAAGAGAGAAAGAAGCAGAGUGUUUAUGAGACGUGUGCAAAUGUGGUCAGGAAUAACAUGACUACAAAUAGCGUUCCUUGGGAUGUAGGACAUAGUUUGGCCUUAAGAGAGGGACUUAGACAAGAGAGGCUUUUUUUCCCCAUAAUCGCAUGUGUGUGUGUGCACGUUGGUUGUGACAUGGCUGGUUUCUCUCUGGCAUGUUUAUAGCUGGUGAAUCUGGUGGCUUUUUUGUUGGCUUUGCUCACAGUGUUGGUAACAGUGCUACUCGAAAGUUCCUAUGUGCACUCAUGGUGUCCUUUGUCCGGAUAACGCACAAGUUAUGAAAAGCAGAUGGUGGCGGCCUAGUUUGCAGAUGUUUUUCUUGUAUUGUGCCGGUGCUAUACGGAAUGCACCAAUGACUGUUCGUCACAUGCACUAGGCUUGCAUGCUUUAUGCCAUUAUUUAUUUGCCCUUUUAAGCAAAAUUCAGGAUUGGAGCUAACUUCGAGGGCAGGUGAACAAAAUUUUUUUAUCCGUUCCCUCGAGUACGCAGCAUAGGUUUAUGACAUUGAUUCAAGGAUCCGGAACAGAGAAAAGCAUUAUACUUUUUAGCGUGAGCUUUACUGUAAAAAUGUUGUUUCACUUACCUUUGUAAACGGAUGCGAUUCUUCUUUUAAACGUCUGGUUCCAUACUUUGUGUAGUGUUAUUUGUGUUAUGUUUUGCAGCUUUUAGAUGAGUGUACAGAUGAUAGCGUCGCAUUCUUAAAUAUUGUUUACCAUGCCUGAUAUUUGUUGGCUGCCCACUGCAAUGUGCGUCACAACUUUUUCGACAGUUUCCAGUGCUUUAUGAGUAACAAUUAUAUAGUUACGAUCGCUUUUUAACGGAUCGCUACUCCUUGUCCAUCGUGCCGCUGUUUUACAGCUACAGGCACGGACACAAGCCGUAAUUACAAUCAUGUUUAAUCUAGCAGAACUGUUAUUUUUAGCAGCGCGCUUUUCUCCCUACUCUGUAGAUUUUAGAUGAGACCGCAGACGACAGGGAUCUGUCCGGUUGAUUGCUUACGGGGGAAAGGGUCUGUAACAGUCGAGACGACAUCAUCGUCGGACAUACGUUAUUUAGAGCGAGCUAUGUACACAUUGUCCAAAAAAUACUGGUGUGUCUGCGGACAUGGUCUUGCUGCCCUUUGUGUCCAUAAUUGUGGUAUGCACUGCACAUAGAAGAGUAAUUCGCAUUAGACUCAUUUAUUUGUAGUAUAAGACUUAUGUUGUCAUAAACAUUAGCAGUACUAGUUUUUAUCCUUCGGAUUUUCAUUGAUUUUAUUUGGUGAUGCGAGGUUGUUGAUCAAGAAAGUCGGUAAUUUAGAAAGUCCCCUCCCUGCCCCCACCACACUGCCUGCCUCGUGGGUAGAAUAUGCAUCACUUGUUUUGUUAAUUAAUUUAUUUUAAAAUAUCACUCUUAUUUUGUGGCAAUGCAGGACUCACUACAUAGAACAUACGUGUAGCAUUUUUCUCAUUGUUUAUUUCACUUUUGCCACACAAGUUUUUUUUUUUCUUCUUUUUUUUAAUCAAAGGCAACAAAAGCAGACAGCUAAGUAACCAUCUGCUGCUUUACAGAAUUGCUGCCCGUUACAAACGUGUGUAGUGCAAAUACCGCAAUACUAUUUCUGGAUACAGCAAAACAGUUCCUACGUCAUACAACCUGUGCUCAUCUUCAGCAGAGUCCUUGAUCAAAGCUUGUGUUUUUGCGCCAUCAUAUUGUAGGCAGAUAAGGCACAGUACUCAGCAGUGUUAUAAGGGGAACAGUGUUGCUUGGCUCAUAGCAUUGUUGCAAGGGAUGACGCUGAGAUGGCGCAGACGAAAAAUCUACCUCUUAUCUACCCCCCGUUGUUCCCAGACACACCAGACAUCUUCUUUCGUUACUCUUUCUUCGUGUGCACAUAAACCUAAGGACGCGGUUGAAACUGUGGCUGGCAGUGUUUCCCGACCCUCCCCCCCUGCUAGGUCAGUUGUGGUGGUAACAUUUGUGCCAAAGGCAACGACAGUACCUGAAAGAAUGGUAUAGAUGGAGUCGGCCGACCGGAGAAGGUCGGUCAACUUCUCUCUAACAGGAACCGUUGGAAUCUGGCACGAAAAAUAAAUCCCGAUGGCGGUGUAUGCUGAGCGGCUGAAAUUGCAGGAUGAGAAAGUGGUGCCUCUGACAUGUUUUCUUCUCUAAAAGAAAAACACGAACCUACCUCCCAGGGAAAACGAAAGAAAGUCACGGCUGAGUCUUGGCUCGGUACUGCUCCGGGGAACCUCAAAUUCGUGCCUUAGGUUGUCUAUUUUAGCUCGUGGAAUGAGAUGAUUGUUUACGGGUCAAUCAGGAGAGAAAGAAUUGCAAUCGAAAAGAAAUAAAAUGAAUCGUAAUGAAAUGAACAAAAGAGCGAAGGUGUACCGUGAAAACAGAUCUUUGUUUCACUCUUUACUAGUUCUGUUUAUUUCUUUUCGUGUUUUUGUAGAGUGUUGAAUUUAUAAAACUGUAUAUGUCGAUGAGUUCUUCUAUGCCAUGUAUUGCUUUGUAAAUUAAUGUGGCACUUCAUGUGAGUGUAUUGCGUUAUUCACGUUGUUCCAUACUCGAUGUAAUCAUGUUUCUUGCGUUGAUCAUUUUCAUCUUUGAAAUUGUUGCAGAUCAUUUUUGAUGUUAGCCUGUUUUUUAAAUGAUCAUUCAUUGUACUUGUUGACACACACACAAAAUGUACUACCGUGCGGUUUAAGAUCAGCCCUCAAACGAGCUGUAAAGAUCACAUCUGUAAUAGGGAUUUCUUUUUUUUUUUUUUUUCUUCAUUUUGUCUCUCUCACGUUCAUAACACUUUUAUAAUAUAUAAGGGCUUGGUCUUGUUUUGCAACAUCACAGAAUCUUCAGUAUUUUCGAGAGCCCGAUAUUUACAUAAAAUGACAGUUUUGUGUAUUGCCCCACAAGAAAACUUCAAUGGUCCAUGCUACAAUUAGAAUAUUGUCUACAUAAUUAGUCAUUGCACGCCGUGAGGUUGAAUCGCGUUUGAAUCUUUACAGCUCGUUUGACCGUGAAAUACAUUCAGAAAAGCAUGAAGCCAUUCCAGGCAUGGUAUUUGAAGAUGAGGAAAUAUUGAAAGCAGCCCCAGUUGAUUGAUAGUUCCUAAGAACCCCCCCCAGCAACAAACAAGUACAAAUAUCACAGCACUCAUCCCUUAGCAGACUGAAUGUUGCCGCUACCACACACAUCCAACAUUCAUUUGAAUCCAUACUGUAGUACUCAGUAGUACCUUUUAGCGUGUAGACACUUCCCUUUUUUUUUUUUUUUUUUUUUUUUUUUGGUAUGAUGCCCGUCACAGUUUCAAAGUGGGUCAAUGCUUGCGGAGAUUGAAAUUUCAAGCCGUUUGUGCAAGUUGGAAUAGCAUAACCUGUCGUGAUGUGUAAGCGUUCAGUGCCAGCAAAGUUAAGGUAAUGGUGACGUACGCUAGAUAGUUUGUAGUUUCUUUUUCAUAUAUUGUGUGUAAUUACACCUAAUAAAAUUAUUAGUUUGGUAAGUAAA
Molecule: messenger RNA, 10228 nt
Organism: Ornithodoros turicata
Lineage: Eukaryota; Metazoa; Arthropoda; Arachnida; Ixodida; Argasidae
Product: homeobox-containing protein 1-like
Exons: 9
Coding region: 238-1692 (484 amino acids)
Biological process (GO): positive regulation of DNA-templated transcription
Cellular component (GO): nucleus
Molecular function (GO): double-stranded telomeric DNA binding
Source: RefSeq, a predicted model, not a curated record